Molecule: messenger RNA, 381 nt
Organism: Thlaspi arvense
Lineage: Eukaryota; Viridiplantae; Streptophyta; Magnoliopsida; Brassicales; Brassicaceae
Source: the annotation of a GenBank genome assembly
AUGGAUCGUCGGCUGUUUCUCCUCCUCCUCGCCGUUACGGCGGAGUUGAGCCUGACGAGAUUCACCGACGCAGCGGUCGGAGUGAACUGGGGGAUGGAUUCGUCGCACCCUCUUCCGCCUUCCAAGGUUGUAGAGCUUCUGAAAUCCAACGGCAUUGCCAAGGUGAAGCUCGUCGAUGCCGACCCAGAAGUUCUCCGAGCUCUCUCUGGUUCCAAUAUUGGUAUCACUGUAGGAAUCCCUAAUUUCAUGAUUAAGAGCUUGAAUGCGUCCAGAAAGGUAGCAGAGAGCUGGGUCCAUGACAAUGUCACUCGUUACUUCGACGGCGGAAACAGAGUUCGAAUCGAGUAUCUUCUUUCUCCUUCUCUUCCGCUUUCCAAAUAG